This is a messenger RNA of Prosopis cineraria, 585 nucleotides long. RefSeq names its product hevamine-A-like. The transcript has 3 exons. The record is from RefSeq and is a predicted model, not a curated record. Gene Ontology annotation, cellular component: extracellular region. Bases 1 to 585 code for a protein of 194 amino acids. Lineage: Eukaryota; Viridiplantae; Streptophyta; Magnoliopsida; Fabales; Fabaceae. Gene Ontology annotation, molecular function: chitinase activity.
AUGUCCUCCAUCAUCAAGACCUCCCAUGCUGAUGAUUGUCCGGCAAACAUCCCGGGAGGCAAAAUCGCCGUCUCCUGGAAACAAAACAGAGAAUCCGAUGAAGGUAGCAUAGCAGAUACAUGCGACUCUGGUCUUUACGACAUUGUCGCUCUGGCAUACCUUCAUGUCGGCCAAGAUGGCCCUCUUGGAGCUGUGUCCUUAGAUGGCAUUAAUCUUGCAAAUAUUGAUUACAGCACUGGGUCCUGGGUCGACCUUGUGGAGGCAAUCUAUGGUUAUUCGACUCAAGACAGAAAGAUUUACAUAUCAGCAUCCCCACGUUGCAGCAUCACUGCCUUCGACAGCGCACUCGCUACAGCGUCAGAUAGCCCUGUUGCAGCAUCCAAUGGUUACAUUUCACCAGAAAAAUUAAAAUCCGAGGUUCUUCCGAAGGUGAAGGAAUCUUCCAAUUUUGGUGGAGUCAUGAUCUGGAACAGGUACUACGAUAAGCAAACAAGCUACAGUGCUAAGAUUAAGGAAGCUUUCAGCUCGAAAGUUUGUGAAUGUGUCUGCCAUGAUGCUGCGUCGAAGAGAUUCAACAGUUUCUAG